AAGAAAGAGAGAAAGAAAGCCUCCCAACUCGAAAAUCUUUAUAACCAUCUUACCUGAGUGUGUAUAUACAUGUAGAUACGUGUUUGCAUAUUGAUUUAGAAUUGGAGAAAUGGCAAGAACCAGCUUAUUAUUCAAGUUUCAGUCCCUGGGUUUGGCCAUAUUAUUGUUGUUACUGGGUUGCAUGGGAGUGACUGAUAAUGUUCCGUCCGAGGAAGAUGACUGCGGAGAUCUUCGCGGCCUGGGCGUGCUGUUGGGAUGCCUGAACUUCAUCAGAAAAGAUAGAAGUCAGCUUCCGCCGUCUCCGGAGUGCUGCAACUACAUAAAGCAGUUUACCAUGAAAUGCACUUGCCAGAUUAUCACCAAGGAAAUUGAGGAGACAAUUAGUAUGGAGAAGCUCGUUUAUGUUGCCAAAUCUUGUGGCUAUCCACUCUCUCCCGGAACAAAAUGUGGAAGUUAUGAAGUUCCUCCCAGUUCAUAAGCCAUGGCAGAUAGAGCAAGAAGGCUGAUAAAUUGAAGGAAAAAGAAUAAGGCGAUAUAAGCCAUUGCUUUCUUAAUGUCUUUUAAUGGUGAUUCGGUGCUGAAUGUUUAUGUUGAACAACUGAUAUUUUAGUUUUAGUAAUGAAGAUCGUUUCAAAAUUAGUAUCA
Molecule: messenger RNA, 645 nt
Organism: Carica papaya (papaya)
Lineage: Eukaryota; Viridiplantae; Streptophyta; Magnoliopsida; Brassicales; Caricaceae
Product: protease inhibitor/seed storage/lipid transfer family protein
Source: RefSeq, a predicted model, not a curated record